Molecule: messenger RNA, 1713 nt
Organism: Clupea harengus (Atlantic herring)
Lineage: Eukaryota; Metazoa; Chordata; Actinopteri; Clupeiformes; Clupeidae
Product: leukocyte elastase inhibitor-like
Exons: 7
Coding region: 272-1438 (388 amino acids)
Source: RefSeq, a predicted model, not a curated record
CACCACAGUUUUAUUAAGUAAAAAAAAGUCUCAGACAUUUCCUGAGAACUACUAGAUGUACAGAGUCCAGAGAGCAGACUCUGUACAUCUAGUAGUUCUCAGGAAAUGUCUGAGUUGCAUUAGCCAACCUGUUCCAUGGAAUAGGGGAGUGGCUGAGCAUGCAGUGGAAUAUAAAUUUGGGAAGUGAGGUGAGAAUGACAUUAAACAUCUCUGCGUUGGUGGUGAGAAAUCACUUGAUACCAGAAGCGAAAUACAUUUUAACGGUCAGACAAUGGAGGCACUGGCAGCAGCAAACGCAAACUUCUCUCUUGAACUUUUCAAGAAAAUCACGGAGAUCACGAAGGCCAAGAACACCGGCAAUGUGUUCUACUCACCAUUCAGCAUCUCUUCUGCAUUGGCCAUGGUCUCUCUCGGAGCCAGGGGAAAUACUGAAGUCCAAAUUCUUGAGGUGAGUUCACAAUGCACACAGUUCAUUGAGGGUGAUGUCCAUGUUGGCUUCAACAAGCUCUUGGCUGAACUCAACAAAGACGGAGCCCCAUAUGCACUGAGUCUGGCCAAUCGCCUCUAUGGAGAGAAGACCUACAAGUUUGUUGAGAAAUUCCUUGAUGACACUAAGACACUCUACCUUGCCGAGUUGGAGGCUGUUGACUUCAUCUCAAAUGCAGAGGCGGCCCGAGUAAAAAUCAACAAAUGGGUGGAGAAAAAGACACAAGAGAAAAUCAAGGAUCUGUUGGCUAAAGGGGAUGUGGAUGAUGAAACAAGACUUGUGCUGGUAAACGCCCUCUACUUCAAAGGCGACUGGGAGAUGAAGUUCAACAGGGGCAAUACCACUGAAGUACAAUUUAAGAUCAACAAGAAUGAAAGUAAGCCUGUGCAAAUGAUGCAGCAGACAGCUGGGUUCUCCUUAACCUACGUCCCCGAUGUCGACUGCCAGAUUCUGGAACUCCCCUAUGAGGGUAAAGACAUGAGCAUGCUCAUUAUGCUCCCAAACAACAUGGAGGACAACACCACUGGACUGGAGAAGCUGGAGCAGAUGCUCACGUAUGACAAACUUGUGGAGUGGACCAGGCCUGACAUGAUGCACACCGUGGAGGUCAAGGUGGGUCUCCCCAGGUUCAAGCUGGAAGAGACCUAUGAUCUCAAGGAGAUCCUGGUCAGCAUGGGCAUGGUGGAUGCCUUUAGCCCCAAGAAGUGUGACUUCUCCGGCAUGUCGCCCUGCAACAACUUGGUUCUGUCCAAGGUCGUGCAGAAGUCCUUUGUGGAAGUGACCGAGGAGGGCACUGAGGCAGCCGCAGCUACAGCUGUCACAGCUACACUAAUCACUAGCAGUAUGCCUCUGAUACAAAAAAUGUUCAGGGCGGACCACCCCUUCCUCUUCUUCAUCCGACACAACCCCACACAGAGCAUCCUCUUCUAUGGCCGCUACAGCUCCCCUUAAGCUGAGGCUAGAGUGGUAAAGAAGUCUACAUAGAAAGAUGUCUCAGGAAUGUCUGAAGAGAUCCUGUGUCUGACUAACUACCUGUAACCUAAAGUCUUACUAUAAAUUCGAAUUUUUCUUCUCAUUGGAAAAUAGUCUUAUACUGGAUGCUUUAAGAAUGUUACUCUACCUAACUGUAUGAACCUGGGAGAGCCAGUUGUAACACGAGCACUUCUUGCAGCCAAAAACAUUAAAAAAAUCCAUAUGUGGUUAUUGACUUGUUAUACCAUGUCACA